This is a messenger RNA of Stylonychia lemnae, 1662 nucleotides long. The record is from the annotation of a GenBank genome assembly. NCBI's taxonomy places the organism in Eukaryota, Ciliophora, Spirotrichea, Sporadotrichida, Oxytrichidae.
AUGCCAGAUUGGUUGUUUAGGAUGCCUUAAAAAGAUAGAGAUGACAUCAUGAAAUCUUAAAUGAUUAAAAUAGAGAUGAAUGAUAUUAUCAAGACACUGUAAAGAAGAGAUACAAAAGCAAAUAUUGAGCAUAUAUAAAAAGAAAUGAGAGAACUUUAGAUGGCAAGUUCAAAGUAAUCAGGUGUAAAAAAUAGUAUUAGUAUGUAUAAGAUCAAGCAAAAAAUGGAUUAACUUGAGAGAGAAACAAAGCAGGAAAAUUAGAAAAAUCCAUCAUUAAUUACAACUUAUCAGAAUACAUAUGAGAAAAAUUUAUUCAGUCCAACUAGUCCUUAAAAUUAGAAAAUUGUAAGAAAAAGCUCAUUAGCAAAUUAAAAACUCUAAGAUUCUUUUAACAAUACGUAGACUAAAUUUUUCGAUCCUAAGCAAGCUGGGGGUAAAAGUUCAUCUGAAGAUGGAAGAAUGAGAUACAAGCUCUUAACUAAUUUUGUUAAUGUAUACAAGGAAAAAAUGUUUUUGAGUAAUACUACAGGUGCAGGUUUUUUAUCUAAUGCUGGAGCUGAUAAAGAUAUAAUGAGCAUAGAGUAGAUGAAAUAGCAUGCGAAUGCAGAAAGAACUGAUAUAACAUUAGAUUUCGAACAAUUUAUGAGGAUAUAUAACUUUGAAAAAGGUAGAAACUAAGAUGGCAAAGCUAUUCUUAGUCCAAUCAGAAAAGAAUAGGCAAAUACUGAGGACAAUAAUUAAAGCUAAAAGAAAAUUAAGUAAUAAGGAUAGUAUACUUUGUAUAAAAGAGAAGCUAUAAAUUAUUAUAGACCCAGUUCGAAGAAUAAUUCAACAAGUAAAUUAUAAUAAAAUAGACCAAUGAGCACUUAUGCCAAAAAUAUAUGUGACUAGACUAGAAAAUUAAUGAAGCAAACGAACGAAAUCAGGAAGAAUAUGUAAAAAGGGAACAAAUCUUUUAUUGAGGGAGCUCAUAAAAAGCAAAAGGAUGAGUAAGAUGAUUAGGAGAUAAAAAGGCAAGUAGAUCUGAUUAAAUAAAAUAUCUUCUCAAGAGGAUCACCAUCUAAAACAAUUGAUUAUUAUGCUCUCAAUAGGUAAACUCAUACAAAUAGCGAAGUUAGUCCAAAGAGUAUAGCAAAUAUAAGAUAAUAAAAUAAAUUACACUUUGAUAAAUCAUUUAAUGGAUACACCAUUGAUAAUAGCCCACUAUAAAAGCCUAAAGGUAAAAUUUAAAGACCAAAAACAGGGAUUGCUCAAAAUAAUAACAAAUUUUACCAGUCAAACCAGGAUUUUAGCAUUAAAGAAUUAAGAGAUAAUGGAACAUCGCAAGGUUCAAGAGUUAGAUAGUAAAGCUAUACAAACACCAACCCAUAUUUAUAGAAUUAAAAAAUCUCAAUGGGCCAUUAUAAUGUUGUUAAUUAAUCUAAUUCAAACAUUAAAAAAUAAGAUAUAACAACUUAGAAUGCUGCUGCUCUUGCUUAGGUCUAUGGAGAUUGUAUUAGUGAAAUGAACAGCAAUCAAGUAAUAAGGGGAGAUCUUGAUUAUACCAAGAAGCAUUAUAUCAAAGAUGUCAAGAAUUUUAGUGAAAAUAUCAUGGAUAUAUCUAAAAACAUUAAAUCUGAGUAGAUCAGAUACAAGCGAUUCAAUAACUAUCUUAGAAAAUGA